Messenger RNA from Carcharodon carcharias (great white shark), 7105 nucleotides. RefSeq names its product roundabout, axon guidance receptor, homolog 3 (Drosophila) (gene robo3). The coding region runs from base 285 to 4520 and encodes 1411 amino acids. Lineage: Eukaryota; Metazoa; Chordata; Chondrichthyes; Lamniformes; Lamnidae. Gene Ontology annotation, biological process: axon guidance; cell-cell adhesion. Gene Ontology annotation, cellular component: plasma membrane; axon. The record is from RefSeq and is a predicted model, not a curated record. Gene Ontology annotation, molecular function: protein binding. The transcript is spliced from 29 exons.
GAAGAGAGAGAGAGACAGGGAGAUCGGAGACACAGCAAUCGCUUCUUGCGUUCACGGGGAUAUGUGGGGAUGACACUGGGGAAGGUUGCUGAACGCCUGUCGUCAGUCUCAGCCGGAGUUUGAGUGAAUUUGACCGAGUAACCGGGAGUUCGGAUCCUGGAUGCGCCACUUCUUUUCUCGCUCCUCCUGUUGGGUUGGAUCCAGAGAGGAGGAUUCUUACCAGGAAAUUGUUAUACUUUUUUGUAUUGUAACGAUCUGGGACGGGCGUUUUGAGGAGAUCCGCGAUGCCGAGUGUGCCCGGGACACUGCACUUUCUCCUGCUGCUCAUUAUCGGCUGGACUGCGGGUUCCAGGUUGCGUCUGGAAGACUCUGCGCCCCGGGUCAUCGAGCACCCCUCAGACUUGAUUGUGUCGAAAGGAGAGCCAGCCACACUGAACUGCAAAGCAGAGGGGCGGCCCACCCCCAUCAUUGAAUGGUACAAGGACGGAGAGCGAGUGGAGACGGACAAGGAUGACCCUCGUUCCCAUCGCAUGCUGCUCCCCAGCGGAUCGCUCUUCUUCCUGCGCAUUGUGCACGGGCGCAGGAGCAAGCCAGACGAAGGCGUCUACGUGUGUCUAGCCAGGAAUUACCUCGGGGAAGCGGUCAGUCGAAACGCAUCGCUGGAAGUAGCAAUCCUCCGUGACGAUUUCCGUCAAACGCCCAGUGACGUGGUGGUUGCAGCUGGUGAGCCCACCGUCAUGGAGUGCCUCCCACCCAGAGGGCAUCCAGAACCAACCAUCUCCUGGAAGAAAAACAAUGUCCUCAUUAACGACAAGGAUGAGCGGAUCACGAUUCGAGGGGGAAAACUGAUGAUCUCAAACACGAGGAAAGCUGACGCUGGCAUGUACAUCUGUGUGGCCACCAACAUGGUGGGCGAAAGGGACAGUGAACCUGCAGAUUUGGUCGUAUUUGAACGGCCCACCUUCAUCAAACGCCCUAUAAAUCAGGUGGUCCUGGCAGACGACACUGUGGAUUUUCACUGUGAAGUGCACGGGGACCCCGUACCGACUACUCAUUGGCGCAAGGAAGAGGGCGAGCUGCCACGUGGAAGGUUUGAGAUUCAGGCUGACAACACCCUGCGAGUAGCUCGGGUUGGUAGCGAGGAUGAAGGAACGUACACCUGUAUUGCAGAAAACAGUGUGGGUAAAGUUGAGUUCUCAGGCUCUCUGACUGUACACGUUGGUCCAUUCAUGCCACCACAGAUCGUCGUGCGACCUCGGGACCAGAUUGUAGCUCAGGGCCGCUCCGUGACCUUCCUCUGUGAGACCAAGGGAAACCCUCCUCCAGCUGUCUUCUGGCAAAAGGAAGGAAGCCAGAUCCUGCUUUUUCCCAGCCAGCCUCAGCCUUUGGGGCGUUUCUCUGUUUCUCCGAAAGGUGAACUGACAAUUACCGACGUCCGGUCAGGCGAUUCAGGAUAUUACAUGUGUCAGGCAAUCAGUGUGGCUGGCAGCAUCCUGUCCAAGGCACUCCUGGAGGUAGAAGAUGUCUCUUCAGAUCGGAUACCACCCAUCAUUCGCCAGGGACCCGCUAACCAGACACUCGCCGUUGAUUCCACAGCGCAGCUUCAGUGUCAUGUGAUUGGGAAUCCUCUUCCUAGCGUGCACUGGCUAAAGGAUGGGCAGAGGAUCCUGGGUAAUGACCCUCGCAUUAGCAUGCUGGAUAAUGGGACACUCCAAAUUACCAGUGUAAAGGUAACCGAUACUGGUAUGUAUGUCUGCGUCGCCACAGGAUCAAGUGGGGAGACCACCUGGAGCGGCUAUCUGGAAGUGCAAGAAAAUGGCAGCCCGACUCGCAUCCUGUCAGCUGAACCGGACCUCCUACCUGGCCCUCCCUCGAAGCCACUGAUCACUGAUGUCACCCGUAAUAGUGUCACCUUGACAUGGCAGCCAAGCCAACACAUCGGAGGUUCAGCAGUCACAUCGUACAUCAUCGAAGCAUUUAGUCAAUCUGCAGGGAGCACAUGGCAGACAGUGGCUGAGUAUGUGAAAGUGGAAAAACACACAGUAACUGGUCUGAACCUCAACACCAUCUACCUGUUCAUCGUACGUGCAGUCAACAUGUAUGGCCUGGGAGACCCUAGCCCCAUCUCUGAACCUGUCCGUACUCAAGAUGUAAGUCCCACAGGACAAGGGGUGGACCAUCGGCAAGUACAGCGUGAGCUUGGGGAGGUGGUAGUGCAGCUACAGACUCCUGUCACCUUGACAUCCACAACCAUCCAGGUCACCUGGGCGGUUGAUCGCCAGGCCCAAUUCAUUCAGGGUUACCGGGUGAUGUACCGAACCAAGACGAGUGCCUGGCUCAUUCAGGACGUGAAAUCUCCUGCUGAACGCACGGCCAUUCUUGUCAACUUGAAAAAAGGCACCGAGUAUGAGAUUAAGAUCCGCCCAUAUUUUGAUGAGUUUCAAGGGAUGGACAGUGAAUCUGUCAUUGUGCGGACACCAGAGGAAGCCCCUGCUGCCGCACCACAAGCUGUUACCGUGGCGACAAUUGGCUUGAGCAACAGCACCAGUAUCAGUGUGUCCUGGGAGCCACCCCCUGCUGAGGAACAGAAUGGAAUCAUCCAGGAGUACAGGAUUUGGUGCCUGGGGAAUGAUACCCGUUUCCACGUCAACAAGUCCAUUGAUGGAACUGUCCAUUCAACAGUUGUGCGGGGGCUGAUAGCGGGCGUGCUGUACCGUGUGGAAGUGGCAGCAGCCACGAGUGCUGGAGUUGGGGUGCGAAGCCAACCAGCAACUGUCCUUAUAAAUCCAACUUCAGACCAGGAACCAGUUCCCGUCGAGGACAAUGAAAACGUCAGCCUGGCAGAGCAGAUAACGGAUGUGGUGAAGCAACCAGCAUUCAUCGCUGGCAUUGGAGGGGCGUGCUGGGUGAUUCUGAUGGGGUUCAGUGUGUGGCUCUACUGCCGAAGAAAGAAAAGGAAGGAACUCAGUCAUUUCACUGCUUCCUUUGCAUACACACCAGCAGUAGCUUUUCCACACGCAGAGGCCUCAGGUAUUACAAGCAGCAGGCCAGGAAUCCUGAACGCAAAUGUCACAAACUAUCCCUGGCUGGCAGACUCAUGGCCAGCCACCAACCUGAUGCGGAACGGGAACGGAAAGGAAACCAAUGCCAGCUCCUGUAUGGCAAAGCAUGAAGCUACGGAGCGAUUCUACAAUGACGCUGGCAUUUCCAACUACAUUGCUCAGACAGAGAAGUUUGGAACGAUGGUAUCAGAUGGGCCUAUCUACAGCACCAUUGAUUCUGCCAGUGACGAGAUGCGUACGUUCAAUGCUCAGCAGACGACGUUAUAUGCCAGCACACCUGUGGUGCCACUCGGAGUCCAGAACCAAUACACAGCAGACCCUGUCAAUGGGCACUGGGGCCUCCAGCCUGGACCCUCCAAUGCCCAGUACUCACAGCCUGAACGCGGCAGGCCAGAAGCUGGUGGGAAAUCUGGGAAGCAGAAACUAAAUGCCAAGCCAGUGAAAGCCCCACCCAUGAACUGGACAGAUUUGCUACCACCCCCUCCACCCAGUGUUGAUAUUGACUCUUACGAGGACGACGAGGAAUUGGAGUAUGGCCCUGGCAUUGAUGAGUGGUGCCCGCCACUCCCUGAGAGGACCUACUUAGUGGAAGGUGCCCAUGAGGAGGAAGGUCCACCUCCACCACCUCGUGGAGAGGCAUCAUCUCCUGCUACUUCAUAUGGGCAGCAAUCCACAGCGACGCUAACACCAUCACCUCGGGAAGAGGCACGAUCAACGGGGCAUGGGAUGACUGAGGACAUUCCAAGGCUGCAUCAGUUCGAGAUUCCACAUUUACCCCGGCGGCUCCCAGUGGGACCAGUCCCUCUGCCCAGACCCCCGACCCCUCCACCAUCACAGAGCAACCAAAAUGUGAACGGGAAUGAAGACACUAUCGUGGAAUCCGCUGGCCCACAUCGGCACGGGCACAAACGUAAUCUGAGCCAAACACCGGCAAUAAGCACCGAGAAUAUCAGUGUGCCCGGAGCAGGAAAGACGAGACACACCCCGAUGAUGGGGAGCAGCAGUGUGAACACCCCACCCAGCCAGAAAGCCAGGGCCAAAAAGAAAGCCAAGCCGAAUCAGUACCGCCGUGAUCUCUCUCAGGGGGACCUGCCACCACCACCUGAACCUCCCCCAGCUGAUGGAAUUGUGGAGACACCUUACCUGCAGCCCACUGGAUUGGAGAGCAGCCUGACCUCGCUGGACCAUGACGGCAGUGCUUCAUCCAUAGAAAGGAGGCAGUCAGCCGAUCAGCGAACAGAGAGUGCGCAUUCUCACAACAGAGCAGCUUCAUCGCGACACAAAAAUGAAGAUGACUUGAUACCAUACAGUAAACCCACCUUCCUGCAACGGGGUCAAAUGUCAAGUAAUUGCUCCACGACAGGAAGUUCAUCAUCCAGAGGUUCAACAGGGUCACGGGGUCAUGUAGCAGGGCGGAGCAGAGGAGUUGGAGCAGACCGUAGUGAGGACAAGAGAUGAACUGAAGACAAGGGUGUACAGAAGAACCAGGCAGUAGGUGAGGUGUCUGGCAGAGGCACCACCCGCUUUCCUCUCACUCAGCCCUGUACAGAAUGAUUUGCCUUUUACGAAAAAGUUCAAGUUUUGAAAUUUGAGAAAGAAACGUUUUACAUUUAAUUUAUGACAUGUCGCUGGAUAUCAGGAAAAUCCAUGUUAACUUUGUAAAUAAUUGGGAAUUAUUUUGUUUUUGUUUGUUUCUAAGCAUUUCCUGGCCUUCUGGUGAACGUAUUUAUAAAUGAUAAAAAAGAUAAUGUUGGAUAUUAUAAGGUUAUUGUCUGAAUGUGCCAAUCUUUUACAAUAGCAAGUAUGCGUCUAACAGACUGAACUAAAAAUAUAUAUAUAUUUGCACUCUGUGAAACACAAGCACAACGCAUUCUGGAUCUGCCUAUCAGGAUCCCAAAGGCCGCAGGGCAGCCAUAUCGGAAAAUACUGCUGCGCUUCCUCUGAAUGGAUAGGGUAACCGCUGCCUGCAUGUCCUAUGAAUGUUCCCAUCUGUGCACCAAGAUGAUGCUUUGAUAGCGGACCGCAAUACUGAAGUGAAUAUGCUUUGGAACAAGCUGUUAGUUAGUGCCCACUCCGUGAGAACAGUUCUGUUUGAAAAGUCAUGAUGGAAGGGCAGUGGCUGCUGGUAUAAAGUUUAAAUGAGAAUGAAUGUAGCCUGAUAUUUUGUUGUAUUAAAAACAUUUCGUACAAAUGUUCAUUAGAUAAAAUAUGAGUGGUUAUUUAUCUAGAGAUAUAUAGAUACAUGUAUGGUCUGACACUCAAGGAAGGAAACUGCCCUUUGCCUGAAAUUUUUUAAAAUGAAGACGCGUCUCGGUUGGAGGUUUGUCCAUUCUAAAUUGAAUUGUGACAUCUUGAUCGAAAGGUGGUGAUGGGGUGAAUUACAGAGGUAGGUUUUGCAAUUUAACUCUCCUGCUAGAGAGUAUCAUACUGGGAAUAUUAAUUAGAAAAUCAGGCACAAAGGUGAAGACCACCAUUUUGUGGUCAACUCAAUUUUCUGCCCUUUAUUAAACAGAAAAAGGCGGCUGGGUCAUGGAAUGGCUUGAGAAAAUAUCAUGGCCUGAUAUUCCAAUCAGUGCUGCAGUGCGUGGAUCUCUAUGUCCAGUGCACUCAUUUGUAAAAUUAGUUGGUUUGAGGUGCCACUUGAGAUUAUUCAAGCUCCUUCCCCCAGCAAGUUUUUUACACAUCAUUGAAUUGGGUCCUGGCCUCUGUCAGAUGCUUCUUUGUUAAAGAUAGUUCACAAUAUACCAACUAACAUGAUUGCACAUUUGAAGAAUAGGGGUGUAAUUAUAGGAGAACUCUGGUUCCCACAAUGUUUCGACUAGUUAAUGGACUGUCCAGGGUUGAACCAAACCAGACAGAACAAGGAUGUCACAGGACUGUUCUCUAGUCUGUCUUGAGUAGGCUGAUUGCCCGGAUGGAGAUGAUAGCCCUACAGCUGAUCCCAUUGCCUUAGGGAGAGGAAAAAUCCACCUCUGCUAAACACUAUUAGCAAACUCCUGCUCUGAAGUGUAUGAAUUCAAAGCAGGAUAGGAUUGGGAUUAGCUUGGCUUGACACUGCUCGCCCACCACAGUGUUUGAAUAGCCCUCUGAUGCCUGUGGAACAGUAUCCCAGCAUAUCAAGGUUUCAGGCGAAGGAGGGAGGAUAUUUAAGAAAAUAAGAAAUUCAGUGGUUGGACUUUUGAAUUAAAUAUUUGGAGUAUCAAAGUGUGAGAAAAUAACCUCCACGUUCACACAUAAAAACUAACAUAUCGGAAAGCCCAUGCUUUGAGCAGGGAACCACGAUCACUAUAAUAUUGGAGUCGAACCUCUAGCCCAUGUUCUUUGCAAGCAUGGAUUCCUGAUGGAAAUGUAGAAUCAUACAGCUCUCCUUAGAAGAUAAGGAAAAUCCACCAAUAUAGAGGACAGUCAUUUUAAUAGUGAGCCUUCACUACUACUUGGAAUCCUGGGAUAGACCCUCCUCCAUUGUGCCUGUUUUACUCAGUCUCCAUGAGAGAAAGUAGCAGGAAUCCCAUGACAUAUACAGGUGUCUGACUGUAACCCUGAUAGACUGCAAGAAUAUUGAUAGGAAGGCACACACCUCAAGAGCUCCAAAAUUGUCUAUAUUCCAACACAACCGUUGCUAUGUACAAAAUAAAGUGGCUGUGCAAGAUUUUUCUAGGGGCAGUGUUGCAUUAUUUGUGGUGGUAUUUGGAAUUUGUCACAAGCAGAGGGAAUAGCGACACAAAGACCUGAGGUGCUUUGCUAACAUACAUGAUGGCUCAACAAUUUGUCUUUAGGACCCUAACAACCACUGUGCAGUGCCAUCGCUGCUUUAUGGAGGUAAAGCAAAAGGAAUGAGCUUGAGAAAUGACAUUCCAUAGAACUAUGGGUCUUACGGAGUCAUGAAUGAGAAAGCUCAAAAGCCCAAUGGUAAGAUUGGUCAAUUUUCAAUUAUUUCUUCAGCAAUCACAGUCCCUCUGAAACAGUUGAAAGCGUUCUCGUGUUUUCUGUUAUUCAUUUACAGUGUAAAGUCAAAUUGUACCAAAAAUAAUGUUAUUGUUAGA